Messenger RNA from Phlebotomus papatasi, 5833 nucleotides. RefSeq names its product protein disulfide-isomerase TMX3 (gene Tmx3). Bases 138 to 1430 code for a protein of 430 amino acids. Gene Ontology annotation, molecular function: protein disulfide isomerase activity. The transcript has 4 exons. NCBI's taxonomy places the organism in Eukaryota, Metazoa, Arthropoda, Insecta, Diptera, Psychodidae. Gene Ontology annotation, cellular component: endoplasmic reticulum. The record is from RefSeq and is a predicted model, not a curated record. Gene Ontology annotation, biological process: peptidyl-cysteine oxidation.
AAUUUUCAUAAAUGGGAGGGGAGAAGGAGAAGGAGAUUGUGUUUUGACGGAUUGCUUUGCAAAAAAGUUUUUUGUAAUAAAAGAUUUUCUGACCAAAAUCUCUCCCAGGGAAUGAUUGUGCUACAAUAAAAAUAACCAUGAGUGACUCUAUGAUGUCUCUGAUGAGGUAUCUUGUGGUAUUUCUUCUAGUUGUUCUAGGGCCUUUCUCAGCCGGCUCCAGGGUAAUUGAGCUCAGUGAUAGGUUUCUGGAUGUCCGGCACGAGGGUCAGUGGUUUGUAAAGUUUUAUGCACCAUGGUGUGGUCACUGCAAAAGAUUAGAGCCUGUGUGGUCCCACGUCGCCCAAACGCUCUACAAUACCAAUGUCCGAGUAGGAAAGGUCGAUUGCACACGAUUCACAUCUGUAGCUCAGGCCUUUAGCAUAAAUUCCUUCCCAACUAUCAUCUUCCUGAAGGAUGGUGUGGAAUUUGUUUAUAAUGGCGAGAGGUCCAAGGAGGAGCUCAUCCACUUUGUGAUGCGAAUGUCUGGACCACCAGUGCAGCUGGUCACACGUACAGAUAGUGUGGACAUGCUUAAAGCAAGUCAUCCGAUAUUUUUCGCAUAUAUCGGAAGACAGGAAGGACUUCUUUGGGAUACUUACGCUUCCGUAGCUGAAACCUUUCAGCCCCAUGGUUUCUUCUAUGCUACUUCAAUGGAAAUAGCCAGGGAACACUUCGACAUAGACACACUACCUGCAGUGAUUGUCUACAAGGAGAGGAGCCACUUUUACUAUCCACUAUCUGGCGAGAUGACUUUCGUCGAACCUUCGCACAUGAAUAGAACCCUACAUUCGUGGGUGAAUGAAGAGCGCUUCUCUCUCUUCCCCAAAGUAACUCGAAGUAAUAUCAAUGAGCUGAUGCUCACGCGUAAGUACCUGGUUUUGGCUGUGGUUGAGGAGAACCGCCUGUUAGAAGUGGCUGCCCAUGAACUUGAAUUCCGAGACAUGAUUGAAUCUAUCAUUCGCAUGAACCACGACAAAUUCCAUGCACGCUUCCAAUUUGGAUGGAUCGGCAGUCCAGAACUUGCUCAUUCAAUUGCAAUGGACACCCUGGAAACUCCACAUCUACUUGUUCUUAAUUCUACUACUUCUGAGCAUCACAUUCCAGACGAUGAACCCCUCAAGCUCACUCCAGAAGCUGUGCAGGUGUUCUUGGAGAAUAUUCACAAUCAGAGUGCUCCGGCAUACGGGGGAAAUUCUCUUUUGGUCCGAAUCUACCGGACAUAUUUCGAGGCUAGGCGAUCAUUAAGUGAAAUGUGGCGUGGAAACCCAGUACUGACCUCAGUUCUCUUUGGACUUCCACUUGGUUUCCUUUCCCUAAUCAUCUACUCAAUCUGCUGCGCCGAUAUUCUCGAUGCAGAUGAAGAAGACGAUGGACACGAGAAGAACGAGUAGAGCGAAAGAUAAGUAGAUCCCCUUUUCGAAUCUAGUCAAAAAUAUCCUUCCCAAGAAACUUAAGAUCUCUCUCUAUCAGGAAUACAACGAUGAGGAAUCUGAUUGGAAUAUUGGGAUUAUUUCUGAGGUUUCAAUUUCAGCUGAAUAAUUCAAGAAAGAUCAAUUUCAAGAUAUUUGUUUUUCAGAUAUUUUGAUUGUAAAUUUUGUUUCUCGGUCUACCGAAUAGUGGUAGAAAAUUUAAAUUGGGAUUUAUCAAUGAAUUUUACACUUUCUCUGAAGAGAAAAUAUUACAACAUAAAGAAGCCUCUGAUCAUCCGGAAGGACUGAUUAAGCGAAAGUAACUAAAAAUCUAUCCCUGACAGCGUGUCUAAGUAAUCAUCAAGAUCGGUUAAGCGGGAGUCGAAAUACUUGGGCAAAAUCUUUUUGUUCAGUAAAAAAUUCUGAUUCUGUUAGUAAAAAAUCAAAUUUGGUCAUCAGUAAAAAACUUUUAAAAAAAUCAGUAAAAAUUAAAUUUGGUCAGUCAGUAAAUUAGUCAAAUUUGGUCAGUAAAAAAUAAAAUUUGGUCAGUAAUAAAUAAAAUUUGGUCAGUAAAAAAUUAAAUUUGGUGAGUAAUAAAUAAAAUUUGGUCAAUAUAAAAUAAAAAUUUGGUCAGUACAAAAACAAAUUCGGUCAGAGAAAAGUAAAAUUUGGUCGAUAAAAAGUCAAAUUUAGUCAGUACAUUUUAUAUGGCAAAAAACAAACGAUCAGUAAAAAGUUCUAAAUGGGCAGUAAAAAAUUAAAAAUGAGCAGUAAAAUAUCUAAUUAUGAUCAGUAAAAACCUUAAAUCUUUACAAAAAUGAACCUAAUUUAUAUAUUUAACAUUUAAAAUAGUUCCAUAUAAAGUGUAAAGCCCUUUAUUUUCCCUUUGCCUAGAUUUGGACGAAAAUAUCACUGUUUAAAAGUUUUUUGUUACUGAUCAAUUUUAACUUUUUACUGCUCAUUUAUUCAAUGCCAUUUUAUAUUAACCCAUUCAGUCAAUGUACCAGAAAUACUUGAGAUAGAAUGUUCGUAUUUUGGGAUUAGUUUCCUACAGAUUAGUAGAUGAAUUUUUUGAAAAGAAAAAUUUUUUAUCUCAUAUGGGGGCGCGGGGAGCCCCUGUCAAACACACGUCUUAACGGUCACUGAAUUUAAAUUUGGUGCAUUAAUUCAUAUUACAAACUCUAUUUGCUUUAGAUAGAGUAACUAUCCAAGAACACCAAUUGGCAACUAGAAUUCAAACCAGGAAAGAGGAAAGAGGCCAAUUUUAACAAAUUCGACUGGAUAUCGUAUUUUCCGUCCACCAUUUUGAGCAAAAAUUUUGCAUGACCUUCCGCGAAGCAAGAAAAUAAUAACAAAAUGUAUUUUCAUUUCUGUCGAACUAUUUUUCUCAAGUAAUUGAAUAACUAACGUUACUAAAAAUCCAUUCCCGACAGCAAUUUGGAUAAAAAUUGCCCAGAAAUAAAUCAUCAAAAAUCACUCAAUUUGCGUAUGAUGUAUAAUACCAUGGUAAGGAAUGGGUUAAUCAGUAAAAUGUGAAAUUUAAUGAGUGGAAAAUUAAAUAUGAUCAGUGAGUAAUAAUUUAGUCAAUAAAAAACUAAAAGGAAAUCAAUAAAAGUUAAAACUUUGCAUAUCCGAAUAAAAAGUAUUGCACAUUUCGUAUUGCGGAAACUUCGUAUUUUAGUACAUUUCGUAUUUCAUAUUUCGUCUUUCAUAAAUUUUGUACAAAAAAUAAACAGGCGCUACUGAUAACUUUCCAAAGCACAGAAAAUUUCCCUUUGCCCCAAACAGGCAAUACUGAUAAUUAGAGCUUGAAGUUCGACUUUAAACUCAGACCCGAGGCGCAAAGUGCGCUUAACCCCAUAAAACUGGAAUUAUAUUAUUUUAUUGGUUGAUUAUGCUUGUGUAAAAUGUAUGGCUGACGAAAUAUUCAAUUUUUGUACAAAAUGUAUGAAAGACGAAAUGUGAAAUACGAAAUGGUAAAAUACGAAAUGUACCAGAAUACGAAGUUUCCGCAAUACAAAAAAUACAAUACAACAUUUGAUUUUUUACUGACCAAAUUUGAUUUUUCCCGACCAAAUUUGACUUUUCUCCGACCGAAUUUGAUUUUUUACUUACCAAAUUUAAUUUUUACUGACCAAAUUUUAUUUUAUACUGACCAAAUUUUAUUUUUUGCUGACCCUAUUUUAUUUUUAACUGACCACAUUUGAGUUUUUACUAACCAAAUUUAAUUUUUUACUGACCAAAUUUUAUUUUUUUACUGACCAAAAAUUCGCAGCCAAUUAAUUGAGGUUAUGUUUAAUGAAAAUUAGUUUGUCGACUGUGAAGCCAGUAGAGUUGAUCCUACGAAGUUCAAAUGUUAGAAGAUAGUUGUAGCACUUAGUAAGAGCUUUCAUUUGCGCCCUUAAGGUCUCUACGUCUACACACCAAGAGCAAUUUAAAAAAUAAUGCUUUUUUAAAGAAAAUUUUUUUUUAAAGAAAGGUAAUUUCUGACGAAAAUUGCUUCUAGUGUGUAGACGCCAUUACUUAUCAAAUUCGAUGAAAUAGAACUGUAGUUAUGCCGAUUUGAAUUUCGUUGUAAUCACAGCGAACUUACGACAUUUUUUGAAAACUUCAUAGCCUAGGCUACAACAUCCUCAAAAUUUGAUAAAAAUGUACAAUGGCGUUUGAGAGAACAUAUUAGUUUAAUUUUUUACGCUGUCGCAGCACCACGAGAGGUGAAUUUUUGAACUAUCAUCUGAAAGUGCUCAUCGAGACAAAAUCUUUAGGCAAAAAUUUAAGUCAAAAUGAGAACAGGAAAUAUAGACCGGUCAGUUUUUCAACUUUGACCCCUUUUAGCUCGAGUCAGGGUUGUCCGAGAUACUUAGCCUUAUUUUUGUUUGACAGAUAUAAAGUGCAGCUAACAUACUCAAAUUUUAGCCUGAUUUUUGUGCCAUAAGACCGGAGCUUUAUUUUAGAAAAAAAAAAUUGUUUUUAAUAAUAAUACCCCUAGCGCUUGUUUUGCGAACUUUCGAUGCAGAAGUAGAUUCGACGAGAGUUUUUAAAACGUUUUUAUUUUUCAAAUUAUGACAAUAAGAACAGGAGCUGGUCAUUUUAAUUAAAAAAAAAAACUGACACGUUCUAAUUCGAAUCAAGGGUGUCGGGGCGGCUUAAGGCUUUUUUUUUUAAAUCGAAAGGUCUUUGACCAAUCAAUAACAUACUGAAACCUGAACCCGAUCGAUGCUACAGGGGCUGAACUUUUGAGAAAAGAAAAAAAAAAUGAAGGUCAACGCUGAAGUUGCAAUUUUCACCCGAUAUUAAUAACCUUUGCCAAAAACCGGAAGUAUACAUCUCUUUUAAUUUCGAAGAUAUUAGUAGAACGAACGGGAGGGAAAGUUUUCUAGCCUUCCAUAUAUUCGUGAACAGGAAGUUUCCAAUCACAUUUUGGGAAAGUUUGAGCACGAUCGGAAAUAAUGCAAUUUUCUGACGAUUAUAAUAAGUGAGAUUGUUAAAAGAAUCUCAACUUAUAGGGCUUCUUUAUCUGACUGGGAGGAAGUUGGGCACCGCUGAAUUGGGACAGCUUUCACUGAGAGAAAUCCAAAAAAGUUAAAAUAACAUUCCGGAAAUGUUAAUUUUACUCUGCAGUAUUGAUUCAAAAUCGGUGUAAAUAUUACCCUUUUUAGGUGUAUUAGGGGUUAAAGUUACCCUUUUUUAUGUCAAUUUUACCCUUAAAAAAGUGUAAAAUUAACAUUAAAAAAUGUUGAUAUAUUUUUACACCUCAAAAGUGUUAAAGUUAUGAGGAAAAAAAGUUAAUCGCACCCUCUUUUUUUUUCUCAGUGUUGGAAUUGAGCUUUUUUCUCCUAUUUUUAAAUCGAAUUGAUACUUAUCAAGAUGCUAUUUGGCUUUACAAUCAGUUUGUUGAGUUAAAUUAUAUUAAUAAGCUUCAGUUUCAUAUAAAUAUAGGAGAAAAAAUCCAUUUUCAAAGCUGCCCCAGUUGAAAGGUGCCCCUAAAUGUUUACCAAGUGGAUCAGAUGGACUAUAAAUGUUUUUAAAAGAAAUUAUUAUAAGUUGAUUUAAUUAAUUUUCUUGGAGAUGGAAAGAGAUCUGGAAAUUCAAGAACUGGUAUCCUAGGGUUUCAAUUUCAAUCUAUAUUUUGAUACCGCAUCCAUCUAUGCUCUUUUCAACUCUGAAAGUAUCAUAUUUCCCCAGAAAGAUCUUUAAAUUGUUUUUUUUUUUUGUUCAGCUGAGAAACCUCGAAGUAAUCUUCUGUUGUGUUCCCUAAAUUACAAAGGAAUCCCAAAAAAAAGUAGCAUUUAUACCGAAUAUAAAGGACUUUCUGUGCAAUUUGUAAAAAUUAUGCGACAAUUUAAUUCAUUCUGGCAGACACAAUAAAUUACCCUCGAGAUAAA